AUGGUAGCAACCAGAAAACACCAGGAGGCAUCGUGGACGCAGAGGCGAAAGAAGUCACGAACUCACGGACACGGCAGCGAGGGGGCAGGCCGAAAUGAGAUCCUUGUGCGGAUUCGCUAUAACGAAAAUCUCGAAAUGAGCCAUGAAGAAGCGUCCAAUUUUGAAAAAGCAGCCGGAGGAGGUGACCAUGUAGACCUCGAAUUCCAUCUACGUAAUACGGAAAAAGGGAAACUUGAAUUAGCCAUAUUGAAAUAUCUGCUUCCUCUUAUCCUGCUUUUGGCUCUUCUGCUACUGUUGUUGUUGUUCAUCCGGAACAAAAAGCGUUCAACGUCGACCUUGCCUCGGCCACCAUUUCGGCUCCCAAAGAAGUCACAAACGAUACUACAAGAUAUGUCCAAGGAGAUUGUCGCGAACAAUCCAAUGGUGUGGUGUGUACUAAAUCGCCCACUGAUAUGGCGUUAUUCGGAAAAGGAUUCUGCAAGUUCUAUUCAAACUCAGCAACGUGGUGAUGUGGCAUUCAGAAGUACUGUACCAGACAGCAUGUCGGAUGGCCAUGAUAAGCUUCCGUGGGCGUCUUCGUCUACAGAAAGUCGCCAGAUUCAAAGAGAGCGAACCUACGAGAGAUAA
Ostertagia ostertagi is the source of this 627-nucleotide messenger RNA. Lineage: Eukaryota; Metazoa; Nematoda; Chromadorea; Rhabditida; Trichostrongylidae. The record is from the annotation of a GenBank genome assembly.